AUGUCAUUCAAAAUUGCUGAUUUGGUGUAUGCAAUUCCAGAUGGAACUCCAGUGCGAAUAAAAGUUGUUGAUGAUGGAUAUUUUCACAUACAGAUAAAUCAUAAAAUCAAUUUAGAGAAAGAUGAAAAUGAUGCCGAGACGUUUCGCUUAGUAAAGAAAGGAAAAAACAAACUUGCACUUCUAUCUGAAGAUGGAAAGUACUUAACUGCAUAUAAAGGAUGCGUUACUGAAAAUGCAGAAGCUCCAUUUAGACAACAGACGUUUUCUAUUGAAGGAUCAACUCUUAAAAAUGUUAUAUUGUACUCCAAAUUCCUUGGUUACUAUCUAUCUUAUGAUGAUGAAGGAGAUAUUUCUUUUUCAUCUGAUGUUCCAAACAAAGCUGUUCAUGUUUCUAUAAUUAAGAUAUACUAA
Messenger RNA from Trichomonas vaginalis G3, 411 nucleotides. Its product is annotated as actin-crosslinking proteins family. The transcript has a single exon. The coding region runs from base 1 to 411 and encodes 136 amino acids. Lineage: Eukaryota; Parabasalia; Trichomonadida; Trichomonadidae. Gene Ontology annotation, molecular function: protein-macromolecule adaptor activity; actin filament binding. The record is from RefSeq and is a predicted model, not a curated record.